This is a messenger RNA of Caenorhabditis sp. 36 PRJEB53466, 524 nucleotides long. NCBI's taxonomy places the organism in Eukaryota, Metazoa, Nematoda, Chromadorea, Rhabditida, Rhabditidae. The record is from the annotation of a GenBank genome assembly.
AUGGUCCUCCCGUUCAUAAUCCUCUGCUCCGCAAUUUGGCCCCUCAAAGUUCUGGCCGACUCGUCCGAUCUCCCCGAAUUCCUCAACGAAACUGCCGGAGAUGUCUCCGCCGAACCUUCGACAGUUCUCCCGCCCUCUUCUUCUCUGAGACCAUCCCGACCAAGGACCAUGUUCGGAAAGGAUUUGCACUGUCCGAGUGUCGAGAAUGCGGUUAGCACCUGUCCGAAAGGUACUCUCAUCUCCCCUCCAAUCACCUUUUCUUUAUUUCCCUUUUCAGAUACCAACUGGGUCUACUAUUCGUGCUGCGGAGGCGCCGACAUGUACUGCUGCGAGCACAUCCAGACGUGGCUGCUCUCCGCGCUCGCCGUCGUCGCCAUCCUCCUGAAGCUCCUGCUCAUCGGCUGCUGCGUCCGAUGCUGCUGCAGCUACAGUAAUUGACUACCGUAACCAAGCGUGCAGUAAUCCAAAUCCGUAUCAUUUCAGAACGGAAAACCCAGCAGAGCUACAGUUUCGAUGACAAAUGA